This is a messenger RNA of Protopterus annectens (West African lungfish), 875 nucleotides long. RefSeq names its product NADH:ubiquinone oxidoreductase core subunit S7 (gene NDUFS7). Gene Ontology annotation, biological process: aerobic respiration; electron transport coupled proton transport; mitochondrial respiratory chain complex I assembly. Bases 86 to 736 code for a protein of 216 amino acids. Gene Ontology annotation, molecular function: 4 iron, 4 sulfur cluster binding; NADH dehydrogenase (ubiquinone) activity; quinone binding. Lineage: Eukaryota; Metazoa; Chordata; Ceratodontiformes; Protopteridae. The record is from RefSeq and is a predicted model, not a curated record. The transcript has 8 exons.
UUUUCUUCCGGACACUGUUUAAGGAAACUCUCAAAUUGUUCGACCAGUGCUGCUAUCUGUCAGAGAAGUUAGAACCCCGGUUAAGAUGGCAGCCCACCUGGUUCCUCGUUCAGCCAGGUUUGGUGUCUUCAGCUUCAGGCCCAGUUUAUUAAGUACAACAUGGGUACGGCAAUUGCAUGGGAAUCCUGCAGUUGAUCUUAACAGCUCCAUUAGCAUCAGACAGAAGAGCACUGCUGUUGCUGCGAGGCAAUCUUCUGUUCCCAGCAGCAAAGGAGAAUAUGUUGUCACUAAAUUAGAUGAACUUAUCAACUGGGUUCGAAGGAGCUCUCUGUGGCCAAUGACCUUUGGCCUAGCAUGUUGUGCUGUAGAAAUGAUGCACAUGGCAGCUCCACGGUAUGAUAUGGACAGGUUUGGUGUUGUAUUCCGUGCCAGUCCACGCCAAGCUGAUGUCAUGAUUGUAGCCGGCACUCUCACCAACAAAAUGGCUCCAGCUCUUCGUAAGGUAUAUGAUCAAAUGCCUGAACCUCGGUAUGUCAUCUCAAUGGGCAGCUGUGCUAAUGGGGGUGGCUACUACCAUUAUUCUUACUCGGUGGUGAGAGGAUGCGACAGGAUUGUACCAGUUGACAUCUAUGUUCCUGGCUGCCCACCUACAGCUGAGGCCCUUCUGUAUGGAGUCCUGCAACUUCAGAGGAAAAUAAAACGAGAGAAGAGGUUAAGGAUUUGGUACAGAAAAUGAGUGGCCAGUCACUUGAUAUUACUACUAUUAUUUAUGAUUUGUUCAUAUCAUUGACAGUUUCUCUCUACAGGAACGUUUAUAGUUUGAUUAACAAGUGUUCUGUACCAGUUUGCUUAAUAAAAUAUUUUGUUACACAGUA